AUGGGUGGGGUGUGGCAAAACAGAAAAGUACCUCAAAAGGCUUUGACAAUUCAUGUCUAUGAAGGAGAACGUCCAAUGACUAAAGACAACCACAUGCUUGGAAAAUUCGUCUUGACAGUAAUUCCACCAGCACCUCGUCGUGUGCCACCAUUUGAGGUAACCUUUGGAAUCGACGUCGAUGGAAUCCUUAAUGUAACAGCUGAAGAUAAAGAAACUGGAAAUAAAAUUAACGUCUCCUUUGACCACAACCGUUCAUCUUCUGAAGAUAUUGAAGGAAUGGUUAAUGAUGCUGAGGAAGAUAAACGUGUUAAUGAAACGGCUAAAUUAUUUGCUGAAUUGCAAUCAAAAAAUGGACAACAAAUUGAUUCUUCUCGUGAUUGUGGACGUCCUUUUGAAUUCACAAUUGGAAAAGGAGAAGUUAUUAAAGGAUGGGAUGAGGGGUUGCUAAGGUUUAUGUCUGUUGGCCAACAUGCAAAACUUACAAUUAGCUCUGAUUUGGGUUAUGGAGAAAAAGGAAUUCCUGGAACGGUAUAA
Molecule: messenger RNA, 534 nt
Organism: Meloidogyne enterolobii
Lineage: Eukaryota; Metazoa; Nematoda; Chromadorea; Rhabditida; Meloidogynidae
Source: the annotation of a GenBank genome assembly